Molecule: messenger RNA, 1848 nt
Organism: Penicillium oxalicum
Lineage: Eukaryota; Fungi; Ascomycota; Eurotiomycetes; Eurotiales; Aspergillaceae
Product: carotenoid oxygenase family protein
Exons: 3
Coding region: 1-1848 (615 amino acids)
Biological process (GO): carotene catabolic process
Molecular function (GO): carotenoid dioxygenase activity
Source: RefSeq, a predicted model, not a curated record
AUGACGGAGGCACGCAAACCCUUUGCACCGACGAGACACCGAUGCCUCACUGGAAACUUUGCGCCUGUUCAUCGACAGUUCCCCAUCACGCCAUGUACCUUCUCGGGCACAAUUCCUGCCGAGCUUCACGGCGGCCAGUAUGUGCGAAACGGCGGUAAUCCAAGCUUUGGAAAUCACCUGUCCGAGGAUGUGCACAUGUUCGACGGAGAUGGGAUGCUGAGUGGCAUCUGGUUUCGCAUCACGAACCAACCCCAAAAAGUCGAGCCCUGCUUCGUGAACCGAUACAUCUUGACGGAUCUUUACCUCGGCGCCAGAUCCAUGCCAAAUCUCCGAUCUCCCAUUCUACCCAGCAUUGCGACCUUGGCGCAUCCAUUCAGAUCCACGAUUUCGACAUUCUUCAAACUUUGCCGGUUUCUGGCACUGAUUGCGUGGUCGUUCAUCAGCCCGGAUAAACACCCUGUUCGCAAAAUCAGCGUUGCGAACACGGCGAUCCUCUAUCAUGACAAGCGCGCGUUGGCUACAUGUCAGACGGGUCCCCCGAUGAGGGUGCAACUGCCCGGUCUGGAUACCAUCGGCUGGUUUAACGGACAUUCUGCACUCAAUGAGGGGAAAUCCUACUCGGAGGAACAAGACGCAUUUGGCUGUAAUGGACCCUUUGGCUUUUUGAGAGAUUGGACGACGGCGCAUCCUCACGUUGAUCCAACCACGGGAGAUCUCAUCUCGUUCCAAGCGUCGUUUCUGCCUCCCUUUGUGUGGUACUCUCUGAUUCCCAAGUCUGACUCGGGCAGGUCCCUGGUUCCGGUGUUGUAUGCUCCAGUUCCGGGAGUCUCGAUUCCGAAACUGAUGCACGACUUUGGAGUUUCCCAAAAUCACACUGUGAUCAUGGAUCUCCCGGUGACACUCGAUCCCAUCAAUAUGCUUCGUGGACGGCCGAUCAUCCACUUUGAUCGGGACUCUCCGUCACGAUUCGGAAUCUUUCCGCGACGACAUCCUGAACAGGUCCGCUGGUUCGAAACAGAUCCAUGCUUCAUCUUCCAUACUGCAACCACCUGGGAUGAGCCGGCAUCCAUCCUACCCGACUCGAAAAGCUCUCCCACCGAGGCCGUCAGCAUGGUCGCCUGCCGCUACACCAACGGGAACAUGCUGCACUCUAUGGGCGCUAUCGAGCCUACCAAUGCCGAAUUGAGCGACAGCAAAAUGUACUAUUAUCGCUUCUCUCUCUCCGACCGCAGUCAGAACAUGAUCACCCAUCAAUGGGCCCUGUCCUCGAUCCCCCUCGAAAUGCCCACUAUUUCUCCCACCGCCCCACCCACCGGUGCCCGCUUCGUCUUCGGCUGCUCCUCGCGUGACGCCAUCUUUGGCGCAGAAACCGGCGAACCGAUGAAAGUCGACUGUCUCGUCAAAGUCGACGUCCUUACGCUGAUCCAGCGCGGGAUGGCACAGCCACCCCAGCCAAUCGAGGGCUGCGUCGACAAUCGAAGCAUAGACGAGGUUCUUUCCAGCCGAGACACGGAAGAUCCGAUCAAAAUCUUCCAAGCCCCGCCCGGCUGGUACGCGCAGGAACCUCAAUUCGUGCCACGAGAGGACGCACAUUCCGAAGAUGACGGCUACCUCUUAACCCUGAUGUUUGACGAGUCCCAACUCGAUGCGGAGGGACAAGCCGGCGAUCACGCGAAGAGUGAGUUGUGGAUCAUCGAUGCGCGAGAUAUGACCAGUGUCGUGACGAAGAUUGUGCUGCCGCAACGGGUCCCGUAUGGAUUCCAUGGUAACUGGUUCAGUCGGGAGCAACUUGAAGCUCAGAGACCUUAUGCGCGGGUGCGGACAGAGACGCAGGCGAGUGACUACUGA